GAAUGUUUCCAACCAGAACCGCACGUUGUAUGCCAAGUCGCCCUACGGUGGCAUAUCGGCAGGGCUGUGUUAAACCGAAGACUCCGCUUGGCUUUGAAGAGCGCAGUAUGGUUUUGUCCCAUCAUCCUCAGACGCCAUCACCGAGAGGACAGUCGGACUUGACACGAGUAUUAAGACAUUCGGCAAAGUAUUAAUUUGAGAUUUAUGAAGGCCUAUUGCACAAUAGAGGGUCCUUUUUAGAGCCAGCAAGCCCACUCGACUCAACUCCAGCGCGCGCACAGCGACUCAUUUGACUGUUUACGACUGGAGAGAUGGGCUGCCGGCUGCCCAAGCUGCGUAAGGCAGAGGAGAGGCAGAGCCCCGGAAAGAUCUACUCCACACUCCGCCGGCCUCAGGUGGAGACCAAGGUGGGCGUGGCCUACACCUACCACUUCCUGGACUUCCUGCUGGGGAAAGAAGAGGUGGCGGUCUCCUCGGUGCUGUGCCUCUCCUCGGUGCGGGAGCUCCCGGUUCAGGUGCGGGAGCUGUACGCCCAGGGCUUCGUCCUGGUGGCCCUGCACCCCUUCGUCCACCCCUGCGGCCCCCGCCACGCCCGCAUCCAGCGCCAGCUCCACCGCGCCGUGUUGCUACGGGAGACGCCUCAGAGCUCAGAGAAGAGCCAGCUGAAGUGGGCGGGGCAUCACCUGGAAACAGACGUGUGUGUUUCGGGUCAGCAGGCACCCGACCCAGAAGCGAUCCAGAACUACGUGAAGAAGAUCCAGGACGUAUCCGACCAGGGCGUGACGUUCGUGGGCUUCCUCCAGCAGCCCGGCGGGGGGCCCUGCUUCCUGGGGCCCUGGGACCCCGAGGACCUGUCCUCGCUGCACUCUAGCCCCUCCCCCAUCCACCGCCACGCCUUCAGCUCCGGCAGCAGCCCCUCGGACCCCGCCCAGCCGUCCCGGGACGCCUCGGACCCCGAGCGCACACCGUCGGACCGGGCCGGGACGAGCCCAGAGGACCCCGGGGGCCCGACGGGCGACCCGGACUACGACCCGUCCUGCCCCGUCCCGGGACAGAACUGUAGGCCCGCCCCGGAGGAGGAGCUCCGCGCGGCCGUCCCCCACGACCCCACCCACUCAACGACGAUACCUCAAGACCCCCACCGGGCGCACCCCGACAAGGAGGGCGCCGGGGGGCCGACACACAUCUGCGGGGAGGUGCUGAGGGCCUCCAGGGGCCUCUGCCCGCUCGCCUCCGCCGAGACCCCGGACCCCGGCCCUCCAGGGGACCACUACAGCCCCCCCGGGGCCGGGAGGAGGAGAGCGGAGUGCCGGCUAGCGGACCCCGCGGACACACACCCGGGCUCCCCUCUGCUGGAGCCCGGGGCCCCCGAGGAGAACGGUAACCUGGGUUACCCGGAGGGUCAGGACCACGAGCGCGUGGAGGCCAGCCUCAACAACAACAACCACGUGUGGAACACCAAGAGCUCGGAGGAGAAGGCUGCGGACCCGCUGCCCCCGGUGGGGGCCCACACGCUGGGACGGACCCAGCUCUUUGCGCUGUACAACCACACGGGGGAGCUGGAGAACUCGUCCAGGUUCUACUCCCUCAGGGUGCCACUCUGCAUACAAAAGGAGGCGGGGCUAACCACCGAGGUCGACGCCCACUGGCUGGACCACAUGACCCAGCACUUCACAAGCGGCGCUCGCCUCAUCGACGGCUUCUUCCACCUCGCCGACGACAACGACAGCGGGAUAUCGUCCGUGGACAGUGUGUUCAUCUUCCAGAGCCCCGCCGAGGAAAGCACGGCCACCUCCUACGACGCCAUCGUGGUGGAACAGUGGACGGUGGUGGAUGGUGUCGUGGUGAGGACGGACUACAUCCCCCUGCUCCAAUCCCUGGCUCCCUACGGUUGGAGGCUGAUGUGUGUGUUGCCAACACCUGUUGUCAGGACAAACAGCGACGGCAGUUUGUCAACCAAGCAGAUCCUGUUCCUUCAGAGGCCCACGCUGCAGCGCAAGAGGAAAGACUUCAAGAUGCUGAACCUGCGAGGUCGCAGCAAGGCCCGGAAGAGCUACAGCAGCGAGACGCCCGAGAAGGAGCGGGAGAGCGCCUCCCCCGUCUCAGAGAGCGAGGUGGACGAGCUGCUGGGCAACACCAGAGAGGAGGAGGAGGAG
Gadus chalcogrammus (walleye pollock) is the source of this 2156-nucleotide messenger RNA. RefSeq names its product raftlin-like. NCBI's taxonomy places the organism in Eukaryota, Metazoa, Chordata, Actinopteri, Gadiformes, Gadidae. The record is from RefSeq and is a predicted model, not a curated record. The transcript has 10 exons. The annotation marks the transcript as partial.